Messenger RNA from Nicotiana tabacum (common tobacco), 1149 nucleotides. RefSeq names its product ras-related protein Rab2BV. Gene Ontology annotation, molecular function: GTPase activity; GTP binding. The record is from RefSeq and is a predicted model, not a curated record. Lineage: Eukaryota; Viridiplantae; Streptophyta; Magnoliopsida; Solanales; Solanaceae.
CUUUAGAAAAAAAAAGUUUCAGCAGUACAAGUCUUCCUCAACAUUGCCCAUUUCAAAACUCCCAUUUUCCUCCAUUGUUUCCUUCGUUUCUCUCUCUUUCUACACCUUUCUCUCUCCUCUCCGGUAAGUUAUACACACAUAAAUCUCUCCAUACGGCCAUCCGUACAUGUUUUAAUAGAGAAGAUAACAAAAUGGGGAAUAGAGUGGAUCACGAGUACGAUUACCUGUUUAAGAUCGUAUUGAUUGGUGAUUCUGGAGUUGGGAAAUCGAACAUUUUGUCCAGGUUUACGCGAAAUGAGUUCUGUUUGGAGUCCAAGUCCACUAUCGGAGUUGAGUUUGCCACCAGAACUCUUCAGGUAGAGGGAAAGACAGUCAAGGCCCAAAUAUGGGACACUGCAGGCCAAGAAAGGUACCGAGCAAUUACCAGUGCUUACUACAGAGGAGCAGUUGGUGCACUCCUUGUUUAUGACAUAACAAAGAGGCAAACAUUUGACAAUGUUCAGAGGUGGCUACGAGAAUUGAGAGACCAUGCAGAUUCUAACAUUGUAAUUAUGAUGGCUGGAAACAAGUCCGACCUUAACCAUCUUAGAGCAGUCUCCGACCAGGAUGGUCAAACUUUAGCUGAGAAGGAAGGACUGUCAUUUCUUGAGACAUCGGCAUUGGAAUCAGUUAACAUAGAUAAGGCUUUUCAGACUAUACUGACGGAGAUAUACCAUAUCAUAAGCAAGAAGGCAUUGGCUGCUCAGGAAGCAGCCGCAAGCACUACCCUUCCUAGUAAAGGUACAACCAUCAAUGUCAAUGAUACUUCUGGAGAUGUGAAGAGAGGCUGCUGCUCUACCUAAGUUAGAGUUUCAAUGAGGAAUUAAGAAUCGGUAGGGAGCACAAAACUUUCUUCUUCUAAUUUUUUGGUUUAUUUUAUUAUUAUUCAAAGCAAGAGAUGUAGAUUACUUUCUUGAUUGUACAAGACAAAGAGGUUGUGAAUGUUAAUUGUCUAGUGAUUUAGGAGGAUCUAUCAUAUGAACUGCUUAACUAUUUCCUUUAGAAAAUGACCUAUACGGGUGAUGUUGGGAAGAACAGAUCUGCUAUCUAAUGUCUUCAAGGUUACUUGGUAUACAGAGGAUUCAAUUAAAUUCUAGCAUUUUCAUUGUA